Messenger RNA from Ipomoea triloba (trilobed morning glory), 2219 nucleotides. RefSeq names its product scarecrow-like protein 21. The transcript has 2 exons. Lineage: Eukaryota; Viridiplantae; Streptophyta; Magnoliopsida; Solanales; Convolvulaceae. The record is from RefSeq and is a predicted model, not a curated record. Gene Ontology annotation, biological process: regulation of DNA-templated transcription. Bases 276 to 2012 code for a protein of 578 amino acids. Gene Ontology annotation, molecular function: DNA-binding transcription factor activity; sequence-specific DNA binding. Gene Ontology annotation, cellular component: nucleus.
AAACUCUGCAUCUCUGUCAUUUGUUCUCCAGAAAUUCCGCUCACUUUCGUUCUUCAACAACGAUAAAUCUCCAAAAAGAACAACGUUAAAUCUCCUUCCUAUACAAACCAUACCCAUAUACAUACGUACAAGAAAAUCUCAGAGCUGAAUUUCAUUCUAUUUUCUUCUGCAAAUAGUACGAGGGUUGGGUGAACCAACAGAAAGACUUUUGACAGUGUGAUAAGCUCAUGUUUAGAAUAGUCUGUGGCUGGAGCAGCUGAUGUUAUCCAUAUAGCAUGGAUUCGCAUCAGUUUAUUGCAUACGGAGUGGAUUUAUCAUUCUCGUCUUUCCCCCAAACUUCAUCACUACCUGCUACGCUAUUUGAUUCCUUGAAAUUUGACUCGACAAGUUCUCCUAAUUCGCCGUUCAGUAAUUGUUUUGAUCCCCAGACCACGACAACUUUAAGUGACAGCCAGGAGCUCUACAGCUCUACAGAAAAUCUUUCGGGAGCCAGUCCCUCCAGUAAUUCUUCGCUGGAUUACAACAGUUAUCCCCAACGGUGCAGUCCCGCCUCGGACUGCCUUCCAGAAAGCUUGGUUCUUCCUUCCGGUGAAUACACUUUUCUUCGGAAUGUGAAUCACAAUGAGAAAAUGAAGCAUGUUUUGUGGCAGUUGGAGAGCGCUUUGAUGGGGCCGGAUGGGGUAGGAGCCACGAAUUCAGAUCCAUCUGCGGGGGAAAAUACACAAAAACAAACGUCGAGUCAGGGGUCUAGGUCUUGGAGCCAGGAAGCCCAGGGUUCUGGCCGAUAUGAAUCUCAGCAGUCUUCAUUUGGGAGAUCGGGUGAAGGAAUUCAUAGCGAGAAACGCCACAAGACGAUGUUAGAUUUUCCUGCUCAGGGCGCUCCUCCUCCUGUUAAUAUCAAACAGCUGCUUAUUGAAUGUGCGAGAGCUCUUGAUGAAAAUAAACUGCUCGAUUUCGACAGACUGAUUGAGGUAGCACGGUGUGCUGUGUCUAUUACAGGGGAUCCUAUUCAGCGCCUUGGGGCGUACAUGAUCGAAGGCUUAGUUGCGAGGAAAGAAGCGUCGGGCACAAACAUUUAUCGGACGUUGAAAUGUAAGGAGCCAGCGGGGGACGACUUGCUCUCCUACAUGCACAUCUUGUACGAGAUAUGUCCGUAUCUUAAGUUUGGUUACAUGGCUGCAAAUGGCGCCAUAGCGGAAGCGUGUAGGAACGAAGAUCGCAUUCACAUUAUAGACUUCCAAAUUUGCCAGGGGACUCAAUGGAUGACGCUUCUACAAGCGCUCGCUGCAAGACCUGGCGGUGCCCCCUACGUGCGCAUCACGGGGAUCGAUGAUCCGCUUUCAAAACAUGCUCGGGGGGAUGGUUUAGUUACGGUGGGGAAACGCCUUGCAGCUAUAUCCGAGAAAUUCAAUAUCCUGGUCGAGUUCAAUCCAGUCCCGGUUUUUGCCCCGCAAGUCACCCGGGAAAUGCUCGAUAUUAGGCCUGGCGAGGCGCUGGCGGUAAACUUCCCGUUACAGCUCCACCACACCCCAGACGAGAGCGUUGACGUGAGCAAUCCUAGAGAUGGGCUUCUAAGGAUGGUGAAGUCGCUCUCUCCCAAGGUGGUCACGUUGGUGGAGCAAGAAUCGAACACGAACACCGCCCCGUUCUUCAGCAGGUUCAUCGAAGCUCUCGAAUACUACUCAGCCAUGUUCGAGUCUCUGGACGUGGUCCUACCGAGGGACAGGAAGGAGCGCAUCAACGUCGAGCAGCACUGCCUGGCCCGAGACAUAGUGAACGUGAUAGCUUGCGAGGGGAAGGAGAGGGUGGAGCGCCACGAGCUGUUAGGGAAGUGGAAAUCGAGGUUCACCAUGGCGGGAUUUCAACAGUAUCCCCUAAGCUCUUACGUUAAUUCGGUAAUUAAGGGCCUGUUGAAGUGUUAUUCUGAGCAUUACACACUUUUGGAGAAAGAUGGGGCUAUGCUAUUGGGGUGGAAGGAGAGAAACCUCAUCUCUGCUUCUGCUUGGCACUGAAACUAAGUCAUACAUAAAAACAUACUCAGAAGUAGAAAGAACCUAUUUUGUUUUGUCCUGGGAUGGACACAGACACAAAGAUUUGUUGUUGCAAAUAUGCACUUAGAAAAUUUAUGAUGUUGGUAAUUGAAAUACAUUUCAUUUCUACCUGUAAAUUGCAAGAAUUAAUCAUUUAUAAAUGCUAAUCUUGGUAUAGAUUUGUUCACA